AUAAAAAAAUCUGAAAUGGUGUACAAAAGUUUAAUUAAAAUAUUGUGCUGCAGAAAUAAGGACAACGUCGACGCAAUAAACGAGGAAGUUAAGAAUGAAAUCAUAAUGUUCACGCUGCCUUCGAGAGCCGAUGCGGUGUUGGAACUGUGGAGAACCAAGAUGGCGGAGGGGGUGCUCUCCCCUGGACACUUCCAGGACCACUGGCGGGUCACCGUGCCCAGGAUAUACUCGCCGCUGCCUAACAGGACGUGUUUGGAUUGGUCGUUCGACGAGGAGCUAGCCGCCAAGCUGCUGACGGAGCCGCUAGAGCAAUUCGUGUGGGGCACCGCGGAGGGCUCGCAGCCGCCGCCGCGCCGCUCCACGCUGUGCGGCCGCGUGUUCAAGCAGGGCGAGCCGGCCUACAGCUGCCGCGAGUGUGGCAUGGACAACACGUGCGUGCUGUGCGUGGAAUGCUUCAAGGUGUCCGCGCAUCGCCACCACAAGUACAAGAUGGGCCAGUCUGGCGGCGGCGGCUGCUGCGACUGCGGUGACACAGAGGCGUGGAAGCGGGAUCCUUUCUGUGAGCUACAUGCGGCGCCGGCCGAUGCAGCGGAGCAGCCGUGCGCUCACGUGAGCGCUGACGUCAUCGAGCGUAUGAAGAUAGUCGCGUCGGUCUGCCUGUCCUACAGCCUGCGCCUGCUCACGCACGACCACGCGCCCAGCCUGCCCAACGACCUGAGAUUAAAAGAUGCCGAGAGGGAUCUCCUGCAGAUCUUGGACUCGCCCGACCGAUACUGCACCGUUCUAUACAACGAUGAAACCCACACAUUUGAACAGGUGAUCACGACACUGACGCGCGUGAUGAAGUGCAACCACCGCGACGCCGUGGAGUUGGUGACGCUGAUCGACCGCGAGGGCCGCGCGCUCGUCAAGUGCAGCACCUUCCAAGUCGCCGAUAAGCUUAAAGGCGACAUUGAGACGUUCACGUCGCGGCACGGGCCCAGCCUGAAGGUGCUCGUCAUGCACGCGCACGUCAUCGCGCACCAGACCUUCGCCAUGAAGCUGCUGAAUUGGCUCCAGAACUUCGUCUGCCGUGAGCCGAGUCUCCGCUUGGCUCUCAGCCAAGUGGCCCUCGGGGAAGAAGCGUGGGGGGGCGGCAGCACCUCCCUUUGUGGAGGGGGCGUGGCUGGUGCUGUCAUGCAGAACGACUUCCGCAUGUGGAAGGCAGCCCGGACCGCCUGGCAUCGCCUGCUUAUAGCUACUACCCUCAUGGAUUAUUCAACUAAGAAAGCCAUGGCUAUACUCUUCACUAAGAACUAUGCGUCAAUAUUAAAGGACUUCAUCCGCGACGACCACGACCACUCGUUCUCGAUCUCAUCGCUAUCCGUCCAGCUGUACACCACGCCGACUCUCGCGCACCACCUCAUCGCCUACCAGGACGCACUGUUUGUCGUCAUCAACACGUUCGUCAGCGAGUGCAACCGUCGUUGCAACAAUAAGGGUCGUCUGGAGUUCGACCGCAACAUCAUCUCGAUGGGCUUCAAGCGAGCACAAUUCAUACUCUACGACGUGAAGUACCUUCUCAGCUCCGUGCCGACGUCAUUCGAUGACGACUUGAGGAAGGGCUUCCUGCACGGGCUUUCUCUGAUGCUUAACCUGCUGGUCAUGAUGCAGGGAAUGGACUCGGUGGUCAGACAAGUGGGCCAACAUAUGGAGUACGAGCCGGAGUGGGAGUCUGCCUUCAACCUCCACGUGAAGCUUGCGCACAGCAUCACACUGUCCCUCGACUGGUGCUCAGCAGAGCGCGCCGUGGCCGCCAGCGCCUACCGCAUGGCGCUGCGGCGGCACUGCGACACCUACAGCGCGCCGCCCCGGGUGCUGCGAGAGCUGGGCAACCAAAGCGCAUCGGUGAUCCCGUACGACGUAUCAGUGGAGCCGGUGUCCAUCCACCGGCCGCUGUCGCGCUUCAUCGCGGGGCUGACGCUGCAACUGCACCGCCACGGUUUGAGCUACCAUAGCCGCGAGUUCGACCGCCCUGAGAAGCCGAAACCCACGCCUGAAGAGCUCAUCGAGCCGGUGCUGCAGACGAUGGCGAUGAUAGCUCAGGUGCACGCGGGCAUGUGGCGCCGCAACGGGUUCGCGCUGCUCAACCAGCUCUUCUUCUACCACAACGUCAAGUGCCGCGCUGAGAUGUUGGACCGCGACGUGCUCAUGCUACAGAUCGGCGCGUCCCUGAUCGAGAGCAACGAGUUCAUAAUCCACGUGCUCAACAAGUUCAAUCUCCUGGACUGGGCUGCAGCGGACUUCGAGCAGCGAGGAGUCGAGGACGACCAGCUGCGGUAUACCAUCAGCAUGGUGGAGGAGUUCCUGGGGCUGCUCAUCACAGUGGUGGGUUCCCGUUGGGUGCCGGGCGUGGGAGCGGUGUCGGCGGCGGACCGCACCAAGAAGGAGAUCAUACAGAUGCUCUGCGUCAAGCCCAUGCCGCAUUCAGAGCUCAACAGGUCUCUUCCCGAAGACCAGCUACACGAGACAGGCCUCGAAGCGGUGAUCCACGAAGUAGCCGACUUCAACAAGCCGCCGGGAGGCUCCAACCGCGGCGUGUACCGCCUCAAGCCGCACCUCUAUGACGAAUACGAUACAUUCUACUACCACUACACGCGCGAGGAGUUAUCGCGCAGUGAGGAGGAGCAACGCAACCGUAGGAAGGCUCAAGGUCUCCAAGAGUGCUGCCCGCCGCCGCCGCUGCCGAAGCUGACGCCGGAGUUCCGUCUGCUUGCCAGCCUGCUGCAGAGCGACGCGGCGCUACACGUGCUGCGGACCGUGCUCGAGCGCGCACUCGACCUGCGCGCGCGGUCCUUCUCCGAGCCGCAAGUGCACAAGGCUCUCCACCUCAUCGGUUACGCGUUACGCGACGAGGAGAGCGGCCAUUACGAGUUCCUAGCAUUCGCGGAGAGCGCGGCCCGAUGCGGCUUAGUGGCUCUCCUGCAACGAUUAGCGGCUUCCCCACGCGUGGACGCCCACAAGCAGCUGGCCAAAUGGGUCUUAGCCAAGAUGAGAUCGCUGCUGGGAACGACUGACGAACACAUCGGCGAUGGCGAGAGUAUGGACGCGGAUCAGGAAGAGAAGCCUGCGUCGACCGAGGCUGCAGAUGCGGAGAAGGCCCGUCGCGCGAAGCUAGCGGCUGAAAGGCGCGCUAAACUGAUGGCGCAAAUGAAGGCUCAGAUGAACAACUUCAUCACCAACAACGCUACGCUCUUCGAGGAGACCGUCACUGAGGUGCCCCCAGAGAACCAGGAGCAGGAAUUACGCUCGUUAUACUGCGGUUCAGCGCUGGGCGUGUGGGGCGGCGGCGUGCCCGACGCGCCGCGCGUCUGCAUCAUGUGCCAGGAGGAGGCCCGCGUAGAAGCAACAGCCGCGCCACUAGUCCUAGUAGCCUUCGUGCAACAUUCCUCCGUGUUAAACCGCGCGCGCGUCGGCUCGGACGGACGGCGGCCGGGCGCGUGGCGUGCAGCGCACUUACCGGCUGGACUGGGCGCGCAACCGCACGUGUCGUCGUGCGGGCACGCGCUGCACGCGCGCUGCUGGCGGAAGUAUCUGGAUAACGUGCUGGAUAAGGAGAACCGACGACCAUACCGCCUCCGCCAGCCGGCCGCUUUCGACGUCGAAAAGAAGGAAUACCUAUGCCCUCUCUGCGAACGACUUUGCAACACGGCGUUACCGAUUCUGCCGGCGCCGGCGCAUCCCGCCGGAACGCCGCCGCCGGUUACGGAGGAGGCGUAUGCCAUCGCCUCCGGACUUAUUCUGUCACUACGUCACCAGGUGGCGCUUAGUCCCGCACACGUCUGCACUGAAAUGUGCGAGGAAUUGCACAAACAGGCGCGAGCUCGAAGCGUGGGAGCGAUGUCUUCAGACAUGGAGGAGGAGGCUUCAGACGAAUCGGAGGUGUAUGUGUCCACUCACGCGGAGAACCUCCUCGCGCCCGCCUUCAGGGCGCUCUUUGAGGACGAGGUGCCGGUGUACCACGACCAGACCAAGUCGCUGAUCGAGAGCUUCUGCAGUAUCCUGCCGCCCAUAUGCGGGUUAACAGAAUCAGGCGGGAUGACGUCUCUCGCCGCGUUAUACCGCGCCACCGCCUACAGCGUGCUCAGCUGCUGCGCUGUGCUGCGUGCCGAGCAUCGCCCGCUACUCGGCGAGCUACCAGCAAGACACCGCGACGCAUUGCACGUGCUAAUAAGGCUCGCAGCGGCCGCGCCAGCCGCCUGGCCCAGCCCGAGGCAUCUGGCGCACCACGCGCUAUGCUCGCUGCACGCGCUUGAGCAUACCUCACCGUUAGCCCAUGAACCAUUUGGAACCCUCGUUGCGGUUGUAUUAACCAUACCUGCACUGUUCUGCAAGCCAGCUGGACCAGCCAGACCGACAAAUCUCGCAAGAAUGUUGACGAUCCAGGCGUUCAGAGCGCUGCUAAUGCGCUGUCUCCUUAUCAUGGACUUCAGUAACUGCCGAAGCGAACCCAUGGAGGGCCAGGAAGACUUCGAAAGACCUGACGAUUUGAUCAACUUAGUACCAUUACUAGGCGAACUCCGCCAAGGAAAUAUCGACGAGAAUCUUAAUCCAACCGAAGUGUGGGAUAUGAUCAAGAACCAGUGCCUCGGCUUUCUUCGCUGCUGCUGCCUGUUCUUCCACUUUUUAAGUGACGUAAUGCCGCCUACAGAGCUGACGGUAGUCGGCGGGGAUACCUGGGAAACCAUGUGUGGAUAUCUAGACCUGCCUAUGACGUUCAGGGAGCUUUUAGACGCUCCUCUAGCUAGGAAGAAGAUGCGGGAAUGGCUAGGGUUGACCACAGAAUGGCCACCAAUGAGUGUGCUCUUAGAACCGGUGGAGCCGCCUCGUUUAGUGCCGUUGCCUGAAGAUUUCUCGGAGUUAAUGAACAUAGUUUCAGAGUUCUCGUGUCCCAACUCCGAGCGCGAGGAUAGCAAGUAUCCUACUAUGUGUCUCGUAUGCAGCAAGAUAUUGUGCUCACAAAGCUACUGCUGCCAGACGGAAAUUAGGAAGGGCCGCAGCGGCGGCACGGAGCACGUGGGAGCGGGCGUCGCUCACGCGCUAUCCUGCGGCGCCGGAGCGGGAGUCUUCCUGCGCGUGCGGGACUGUGAGCUUAUGCUACUGGCAGCGCCCGCGCGCGGCGCCAUGCUGCCCGCGCCCUACCUCGACUCCUACGGCGAGACCGACCAGGGUCUCCGCCGCGGCAACCCGCUGCACCUAUGCCCGGAGCGCUAUGAACAGCUCCGGAUGACGUGGCUCUCUCACGGCGUGCACGAGCGCAUAGCACGCGCUCUCGACUCCAACAUGCUCGUCACCGCGCCCUGGCAGAACAUGUGAUUGCGCGCGCGCACAGGGCCUCACGACCAUACACGUCAUAGACAAGAUCACCAUAGACAAAACCACCAUAGACGUCACGACCGACAUCGACAAGAUUAUA
This is a messenger RNA of Ostrinia furnacalis (Asian corn borer), 5455 nucleotides long. RefSeq names its product Ubr1 ubiquitin ligase (gene Ubr1). Gene Ontology annotation, molecular function: ubiquitin protein ligase activity; zinc ion binding. The transcript is spliced from 28 exons. Lineage: Eukaryota; Metazoa; Arthropoda; Insecta; Lepidoptera; Crambidae. The coding region runs from base 16 to 5355 and encodes 1779 amino acids. Gene Ontology annotation, cellular component: cytoplasm; ubiquitin ligase complex. The record is from RefSeq and is a predicted model, not a curated record. Gene Ontology annotation, biological process: protein ubiquitination; ubiquitin-dependent protein catabolic process via the N-end rule pathway.